This is a messenger RNA of Rotaria socialis, 1833 nucleotides long. Lineage: Eukaryota; Metazoa; Rotifera; Eurotatoria; Philodinida; Philodinidae. The record is from the annotation of a GenBank genome assembly.
AUGCCAAUAGCAACCAAUGGAACUCAUAUUGGAUCGCCUGUAAAAACUCAAGCUCCUGUUCAAGAGGAAGAUGAUGAUAACCGUCGUGAACUUGAACGACCACCUGACGUUAAAGAAGACAUGCGUCAAAUGGGACAACGGCAACGUGUUACAAUGAUAUUGAAUUCAUCGGAAUUUCGCGAUGAACUCGACGCAAUUAUAACUGAUGCACUGAAACAUGGACCACACCCGGCAUCAUUAAUAUCUUUGCAGCAAAUAUCAGAAUUAUUAUUGCCACAUACAUCACGCUGGACAACAGUAUCAUCAUUAUCACGUGCUGGCGGUUCUGUUAUUGUACCUAUUAAUGAUAUACGUGGUGUGGAUUCGACAACUUAUUCGAAGAGUGAGCGUUUACUUCGAUGUAAACUAGCAUCACUCUAUCGACUGAUUGAUUUAUUCGGAUGGUCACAAGGCAUUUACAAUCAUAUAACGGCUCGUGUUAAUCAAGAACAAGAGCAUUUUCUAAUCAAUCCAUUUGGUAUGAUGUAUCAUGAAGUAACAGGUUCAAGUUUAGUUAAAGUUGACAUUGCAGGCAACAUUGUUGAUCCUGGCAGUACAACAUAUGGAAUAAAUCGUGCUGGUUAUACACUUCAUUCAGCAAUUCAUAAAGCUCGACCAGAUAUAAAAUGUAUUGUACAUUUACAUACACCAGCAGUUGCUGCUGUAUCAGCUAUGAAAUGUGGCCUUUUACCCUUAUCACAAGAUGCAUUAUUUUGCGGAAAAAUUUCCUAUCAUGAUUAUCGUGGAAUAUCAAUUGAAGACGAUGUUAAGAAGCUUCUUGUCGAAGAUUUAGGUCCAAUUAAUAAAGUAAUGAUAUUACGUAAUCAUGGCUUUGUUGCAUGCGGUGAAACGAUUGAAGAAGCAUGGAAAUAUGCAUUUAAUGUUAUUAAUGCUUGUGAAGUUCAAGUACGCGCAGCACCUAUUGGCUUAGAUCAAUUAUAUUUGCCAUCAAACGAACAACAAAAACGAAUUGCUGAUGUACUUCAAGGUAAUAUCAAUGAAGCAAGUACUGAUAAAAAAUGGAAAAUAGGUGAACUUGAAUUUGAAUGUUUAAUGCGAAUUUUGGAUAAUGCUGGUUUUCGUACGGGUUAUGUCUAUCGUCAACCAUUGAUUCGUACUAUUGAUAAGAGUGCAACAUUUAAAGAUGUUGAAGUACCACCAGCGGCUUCAUCAGCAACAUCGUUUGUUGAUGCAGGACAAACACAAACUGAACCUUAUUCACCAUCACGUCAAGCUCAAUGUACAACUGAAUGGCGAAAUUCACCAAAUGCUUAUUUAAGGCAAGAAAUUGAAGAAACAGGAACACUAAAUCCAAAAAAAGUUACGAAGUGGGUACCAGAUACUGGUUUAAAACAUUCGACACCCAUUAAAAUUGAUACAAAACAUCAAUUUGCACCAAGUAAUGUUAAUCCAAAAGAACUUAAAAAUCAUCAAAAACAAAUGAAAGAUGAUCGUUUUAAUGAAAAAAUAUCUGCUGGUUAUCAAUCGAAAAUUCUUGAGAAUGUCGGUUGGGAAGAUCUUACGCAAAUGAAAGAGCCGCAUCAAUCGUCGUCAGAACCAAUUGUAGUUGUUGGUGCUGCAUCCAAAGGUAUUAUUAAACGUGACCAACAAAAUAAUGCUAUAGUUUAUAAAUCGUAUUAUGGUCAAAAUCCAUUUGCACACAUGGAUAAUGAUGAAAUUGAAAAAUACAAACGAGAAGUCGAACAAAAUCAAAUACGUCAACAAGGUGGUGAUUCUCAUUAUGAUGAUCAAGUUGAUAGUUUCAAUACAAGCGGCGGUGGCCGAGGUAAGUAA